Messenger RNA from Penicillium olsonii, 3078 nucleotides. The record is from the annotation of a GenBank genome assembly. Lineage: Eukaryota; Fungi; Ascomycota; Eurotiomycetes; Eurotiales; Aspergillaceae.
AUGUGGAGACCUCCCAACUUCACCUCGACUCAGCUUCCAGACAUCUGCUCUUCUUGGGAAAUGGAGAGCUUCGAUGAUGUUCCUAUUAUUGGACCGGUCACUCACGAACCCUCAUUUCAUGAUGAUCAUCUACCCCUCCCAUCAAACGCCUCGGAGGUAUCGGGCAAACCCGAGCUCGUGGUGACACCGGCCUCUAGCAUAACGCCUACUCCGUCAUCGAGAAUAGAGCGCACUGAUGAUGGACUGGCUGGAGAUACGUCUUCGGCAUCGGAGUUCCCUCCUUUACCCUACAACCCAGAACUUGGACCUCAUCUCGAAGAGGAAGGGGACGGCGAAGACGAAGAACCCCGGGUAGCGACAUCCUUUGAACGAGAGGCCUCUACAACAUUGGCGCAGAAAAAUCGCUUUAUCCCAGAUAAUUCUGAGGAUGAAGGCAUAAGCCGCAUGCAUAAAUUUACACUUUACGAAACUGCCACGCGUUUCUAUAUGGUUGGAAUAAACCUUGCAGAGACUCGUUUUCGGAUUCUGAAGAUCGACCGGACCUCAGAGUCUGGAGAACUGAGCAUCACCGAAGAUGAUAUGGUGUACAAUAAGAGGGAAAUGGUGCAGCUGUUGGAUGCUAUUGAUGACGGAAACAAAAGCUCUGGCGGUCUGAACCAGAAAUGCAGUGCCUGGGCUCUUCUUGGAUUCAUCAAAUUGACCGGGGCAUACUACAUGCUCCUGGUAACCAAACGAAGCCAGGUUGCCAUGGUUGGCGGUCACAACAUCUACCAGAUCGACGAAACGGAGUUGAUCCCAUUGACUACCUCGGAGUCCUCACAAUUCAAGGCCGAGAGUCACCCCGAAGAGGCACGAUACAUUGCAAUACUGAACAACCUCGACCUGUCACGAUCUUUCUACUUCAGCUACUCUUAUGAUAUCACUCGCACGCUCCAGCACAACAUUACCCGGGAGCGGAAGGUUGAUCAGAAUGGACACCCGCGACCCUUCACGCAAGACUACCAUUCGAUGUUCAUUUGGAAUCACCAUCUCCUUACGCCUACAUACGAGGCCAUCAAAAACCCUUACGAGUGGUGCCUUCCUAUCAUUCAUGGAUAUGUGGACCAGGCCAAGAUGAGUGUGUAUGGCCGAUUGGUGUACAUCACAAUAAUCGCCCGUCGAUCUCGAUUUUUUGCGGGUGCACGUUUCCUCAAAAGAGGCGCAAAUGACUUGGGAUAUGUUGCCAACGACGUGGAGACCGAACAAAUUGUCUGCGAACAGAUCACGACAUCUUUCCAUUCGGCUGGACCGGCGCUUCAUGCAAACCCUCACUACACUUCAUUCGUUCAACACCGUGGCAGUAUACCGCUCCACUGGACUCAAGAGAGCACCGGUGUAUCACCCAAGCCGGCUAUUGAGCUUAAUCUUGUUGAUCCAUUUUACUCGGCUGCAGCUUUGCAUUUCGAUAAUCUCUUCGAGAGAUAUGGCGCUCCGAUCUACAUCUUGAACUUGGUGAAGUCCAGAGAGCGAACACCAAGAGAAUCGAUACUUCUUAAAGAGUUCACAGAUGCUGUGACCUACUUGAACCAAUUUCUUCCCGAGGACAAGAAGCUCAUAUACCAGGCAUGGGACAUGAGCCGCGCAUCCAAAAGUCGAGAUCAGGAUGUGAUUGAGAUAUUGGAAGAUAUCGCAGGCGAUAUUAUCCCCAAAGUUGAAUUCUUCAAGAAUGGAGAUGAUCCUGAAUCUGGUCUACGGCUACAGAACGGCGUUGCGAGAACCAACUGUAUUGAUUGCCUUGACCGAACGAAUGCCGCCCAGUUUGUCGUUGGCAAAAGAGCACUCGGUUACCAACUUCAUGCUCUUGGUGUUAUCGAUAAGAAUACGAUCGAGUAUGACACGGAUGCUGUCAAUCUUUUCACGAAUAUGUGGCAUGAUCAUGGAGACAGUAUCGCCAUUCAAUAUGGCGGGUCACAUCUCGUCAACACCAUGGCUACAUACCGCAAGAUCAACCAAUGGAGCAGUCAGUCUCGUGAUAUGGUGGAAAGCUUCAAGCGUUUCUACAACAACUCUUUCCUGGAUGCACAGCGCCAAGAGGCAUAUAACCUUUUCCUCGGAAACUACAUCUUUUCGCAAGGUACUCCGAUGCUUUGGGACCUCCCUUCCGACUACUACCUACACCACACCAACCCAAAAUCUCACUCGGAAAGGAAACGGCCCAGCUACAUCUCUUGGUAUACACCGGAGAAUUUGAAAGAGCGAGAAAUGCCUCCACUCCCAUUCCACCCCAGAGAACCACUUUCACGCUUCGACGAUUACUGGUUGGAGUAUUACCGACCGCUUGCUCUUUCCUCGCUCUCCAAGGUCUUCUCCUGGAAGAUGAAUUCCACGUCCCGCUACCUACCUCCAGUUCGCCCCGGGCAUCCAGUUCCUGACCUGAGUCCCUUCGUCCCACGCAUUCCCCAAGAGCAGAUCCAACGAGAGCGCGUGCCCCCACGGAGCGUCAAGAUCCAGGAACCAUCGAAGAGCCACAGCCGAUCCUCAUCUGCCGCCAUUCCGAUUGCCCAAGCUGAGCAGACAUGGGCCCACCAGCCCCCGUCUUCCUCGAAGAACCCCCCAGCCAGCGGAAUUAUCAAAGAUCCCACUUUCGAAUUCCACCAGUCCGCCAAUGUUCCUCCCCUCAAUCCUCCCAGUACGCCGUCCACUCCUAGCAAAGCUCAGAUAGCCCAGUGGGGUCUCGGCCAGCUCGUCAGCGACGCACUCAAUCCGUCGGUGACCGAGGCCGAACAAGAAGAAUACAAGCGAUACAUCAACCAUCCACUUCAGGUCCCGCUUGUUGUCACAUCCGAAGAUGAGAUGACAGCCGCUUCACUGCGGGAUAAUGGAUACAAUGAUUUCUUCGAAUACGUGAACAAGUGCAACGUUGAAGAAUCGGCCCUGAAAGGAAACGCAGAGGGCAGUCUCGCUGACUAUGCUGAAUUCUUGAACAUCUCCGAGGAAGGUCUCACCGUUUCUAGCGAGGACUAUGAGAAAAAGCGGUAUAAACGGUACCGCCAGUGGCUCCGCGGCAAGAGUCUUUUCAAACAGCGUGUCGAUGCAUGA